AUGGGUCGAUUGAUUGAUCUCAAAGAUGGACAUCAGUCUGAUCGUCAAAAGUAAUAAUCUAUAACAGCAGCACUCAAACCUGAAAGAUUGUCAGUGUUCUUGUUUCUUCAUCAGUGUUUGUGUUUCUGUCAGAGUCAAACAUGAGAGACCAGACUCUUCUGGACCUGGACCCAGCUGUGUGUCCUUAAAGAGUGACCGGUCUGUGUUCAGAUCAAUUCUUUUCAGUGAAGGAGAGAUUUGUGAUGAGCAAAGGUGAGACUUUCAAACUGAUCUUUUGUUGUGUGUGAAACUUUUCAUCCUAACUGUGGUCAGUGUUUUCUCUGUGAAGGUGAAGAUUUUUCAGGGUUUGUGUUUCUAUCAGGAUCCAAUAGCAGCAGUAAACAGGAUCUGAGCCAGAAAGAACUGGACUCUGCAUGUAUCAUCAUGUGUGUACUGUGUUUGUAGGAGGAUCCAGCAGUGUUUCUACCAGAAUCCACUAGAUAGACUCUAUCACAUGUAACCCUAUGUCUCCUUAUAUCAUAUCCACGACAUUAGUUUGUUCCACAGAGUGCAACAGCAAAGAUCAGAGGUUCCCAAUGGUCAGUCUGCCCAGCAGCAUCAAACACAGCUGGACUCCAUAUUUAUGGUAUGUGUAAAUGUACAAACACAGCUCCUACUGAUCAUCAGAGCAGACACUCAGUGUAUUUGGAGGUUUCUGGAUUGUUUUCUAAUGACACUGCACACAUCAUCUCUGCCUGAAUUAUCUUCACACUCAUAGUUUGACUGAUUGAAUGAAGCCUUACAUUUAUGACCUGCACAGAGUCAGAGGUCAGAGAUCACGGUGGAUGGUGGUCUCACACAGACUCUGACUUUGGCAGUAGAGAGCAGAGUUCACAAACUGAGUCCAGUUUGAGGUUUAAAGAACAGAAAGACUUUGGUUCAUGUCAAUGACAGCUGCUGCUUUCAGCUUCAUUCUAAUAAACACAUCACCUCUAAAGUCACUGCAGACCUUUUCUCCAUUAAACCACACCAGGAGAUUUCUCCAAUAUGAAGUUCAUAGAAGCUGGAUUUGUAGAAGACUGGACCAUACACAAAGUCAGUCCUGAAGCAGCAUUGUGAUCCCGUCUCCGUGCAGACCAGGAGGCUUUCUGUCUGUCACAGAUGAUCUGAUGUUCAGUUCUACAAAUUCAAGUUUACAUUUUGUUCUGUUCCAGCUGCUCCAGGAGAACAUGAUCAGCUUUGUAAAGGAGCAGCUGAAGGAGAUCCAGAGAGCUCUGAGUCCAGAUGAGCCAGAAUGCUUAGAGAGUCAGAGGGAGGAUGAGGAUGAAGAGCAGAAGAGGAGCAGAGAGGCAUUUCUGAAGAUCACUGUGAACUUCCUGAAGAGAAUGAAGCAGGAGGAGCUGGCUGACUCUCUGCAGAGCAGUAAGAGGAAUUGA
Xyrichtys novacula (pearly razorfish) is the source of this 1415-nucleotide messenger RNA. NCBI's taxonomy places the organism in Eukaryota, Metazoa, Chordata, Actinopteri, Labriformes, Labridae. The record is from the annotation of a GenBank genome assembly.